AGGGGUGGGGGAAUAUACCAGAAGGGCAUGCAGCAUGAUGGCCGAUUAGACAGGCAGGUGCCGUAGGAGAAGUGGUGGUCCCCUCUCCACUUUGAGGGGUGUCACCACCAGCUUUGUGAAUAUUUCAGUUCCAGGAAGACAGACACCAUGUCCCUGAGCAGUGCCUUCAGGACCGUGGGCAAUGAUCCUGGGAUCAUCACCUGGAGAAUUGAGAAAAUGGAGCUGGCGCUGGUGCCCCUGAGUGCUCAUGGCAACUUCUAUGAGGGAGACUGCUACAUCGUCCUCUCGACACGGAGAGUGGGCAGUCUUCUGUCCCAGAACAUCCACUUUUGGAUCGGGAAGGACUCUUCCCAGGACGAGCAGGGUUGCGCCGCCAUCUAUACCACGCAGCUGGAUGACUGCCUAGGAGGAAGCCCCGUGCAGCACCGCGAGGUCCAGUACCAUGAGUCUGACACUUUCCGUGGCUACUUCAAGCAGGGCAUCAUUUAUAAAAAGGGGGGUGUGGCCUCCGGGAUGAGGCACGUAGAGACGAACACCUACGCUGUGAAGCGGCUGCUACAUGUGAAGGGGAAAAGAAGCAUCAGGGCCACUGAGGUGGAAAUGAGCUGGGACAGUUUCAACCGAGGUGAUGUCUUCUUACUGGACCUUGGGAUGGUCAUCGUCCAAUGGAAUGGCCCGGAGAGCAACAGCGGGGAACGUCUCAAGGCUAUGCUUCUGGCAAGGGACAUUCGGGACAGGGAGCGAGGGGGCCGUGCUGAAAUCGGGGUGAUUGAGGGAGACAAGGAGGCAGCCAGCCCAGAGCUGAUGACAGUCCUGAAGGACACCCUCGGCCAACGCUCCGUUAUCAAGCCUGCAGUACCUGAUGAGGUCGUGGAUCAGCAGCAGAAAUCAAACAUCAUCUUGUAUCAGGUCUCCGACUCAGCUGGGCAGCUGUCAGUCACAGAGGUGGCAGCAAGGCCUCUGGUCCAGGACCUAUUGAACCACGAUGACUGUUACAUCCUGGACCAAGGCGGAGCCAAGAUCUAUGUGUGGAAAGGCAAAGGAGCCACGAAGGUUGAGAAACAGGCAGCUAUGUCCAAAGCCCUGGAUUUCAUCAAGAUGAAGGGUUACCCCAGCAGCACCAACGUGGAGGCCGUCAACGAUGGCGUGGAGUCAGCCAUGUUCAAGCAGCUGUUCCAGAAAUGGUCAGUGAAGGACCAGACCACAGGCUUGGGGAAAGCGUUCAGCAUCAGUAAAAUUGCUAAACAUUUCCAGGACAAGUUUGAUGUGACCUUGCUACACACCAAGCCAGAAGUGGCUGCUCAGGAGAGGAUGGUGGAUGACGGCAGUGGGAAAGUUGAGGUCUGGAGAAUCGAGAACCUGGAGCUGGUCCCUGUGGAACAUCAGUGGUAUGGCUUCUUCUACGGGGGAGACUGCUAUCUGGUUCUCUACACAUAUGACGUAAACGGGAAACCCCAUUACAUCUUGUACAUCUGGCAGGGCCGCCAUGCCUCCCAGGAUGAGCUGGCAGCCUCGGCCUACCAGGCGGUGGAGGUGGAUCAGCAAUUUGGCGGUGCCCCUGUGCAGGUCCGGGUGAGCAUGGGGAAGGAGCCACGCCACUUCAUGGCCAUCUUCAAAGGCAAGCUGGUUAUCUAUGAGGGCGGGACUUCCAGGAAGGAAAAUGCAGAGCCUGACCCUCCAGUAAGGCUCUUCCAGAUCCAAGGGCACGACAGAACCAACACCAAAGCAGUGGAAGUCUCCGCCUUUGCUGCCUCGCUCAACUCUAAUGACGUCUUUCUGCUGCGAACUCAGGAGGAGCACUACCUGUGGUACGGCAAGGGGUCUAGUGGGGAUGAGCGGGCUAUGGCUAAGGAGCUAGUCCAGCUUCUCUGUGAUGGCAACGCGGACACGGUGGCUGAGGGCCAGGAGCCACCUGAGUUCUGGGACCUUCUGGGAGGAAAAACACCUUAUGCUAAUGACAAAAGGCUGCAGCAAGAAACCCUGGACAUCCAAGUCCGGCUCUUUGAAUGUUCCAAUAAGACUGGCCAGUUCCUUGUUACUGAGGUCACGGACUUCACCCAGGACGACCUGAACCCAGGUGAUGUGAUGCUCCUGGACACCUGGGACCAGGUAUUCCUCUGGAUAGGGGCCGAGGCCAACGCCACAGAGAAGGAGGGGGCCCUGACGACUGCCCGGGAGUACCUGGCAACACACCCCAGUGGCCGAGACCCUGACACACCGAUCCUGAUCAUCAAACAGGGCUUUGAGCCUCCCACCUUCACAGGCUGGUUCCUGGCAUGGGACCCUCACAUCUGGAGUGCAGGAAAAUCAUACGAGCAGUUAAAGAAAGAGCUGGGAGAUGCAGCCGCGAUCGUGCGAAUCACCGCUGACAUGAAGAAUGCCACCUUCUCCCUAAAUUCUAAUGAGAGUGAGCCAAAAUAUUACCCUAUAGAAGUUCUACUGAAAAGUAAGGACCAGGAGCUGCCUGAGGAUGUGAACCCCGCCAAAAAGGAGAACUACCUCUCGGAAAAAGACUUUGUGUCUGUUUUUGGCGUCACAAGAGGGCAAUUUAUGGCUCUGCCUGGUUGGAAGCAGCUCCAGCUCAAGAAAGAGAGGGGCCUUUUCUAACACCAGGCACCUGUCUGCCGUCCCACCACGGGAGAGCGCAAGCACACAGUGCCAACAUCGCCCAAGAACCCACCUGCCAACUGCACCCGACAUGCAGCUGCUUUAGAUACAGGAGACCUGAAGACCAUAGUGUGUUCCUCUUCGCCGUCCAUCCUGGCAUUGCUUGGUUGACGCACACGCGAAGCUGACUGUUGUUUUUACCUUUCGUGGCCCUUUAGCCAAAGCCUUAGCAGAAAGCAUGAUCAAGAGAGGUGGAGGGAAUCCGAAGACUAAGCUUACAACAUUUAGUGCAUCAGGACUCACCUUUGCUUUAAGCUGCACCCUGUAACCCCCGGAGCACUAGUUACUUGCACACUCACUGAAGGCCGGACUCCCAGUGCCCAGGCCUGCCAUGUGCCACAGCAUGGUCAGCUUUUCAAAUAAAGAGGCCACAUGAGCACAUGGGCUUUCCUGCCAGUCUUCAGAUUCCUUCUCAUGGGGACUUUAGUUAUUAUGGUGCUGAGGAAGCAGAGGGGCAGUGUUGAAGCUGGGCCUGGCUCACAAGCCUGUAACCCCAGCUGCCAACUGCUGGGGUAGUAACACAGCGAGCUCAAGGCCAAGCUGACGGACUUAGAAGACUCUGCCUCAAUUUUCUAUUUUAAAGCACAAUGUAGGGCAGGAGAGAUGGCUCAGAGGUUAAGAGCACUUGAUAUUCUUGAGAGGACCAGGUUCAGCUCCCAGGCCCCACAUGGUGGAUCUCUGUGAGAUUAAGGCAAGUAUGGUCUACAGAGUGAGUUCCAGAACAGACAAGGCUACACAGAGAAGGCCUAUCUUGAAAAACCAAAUAG
Acomys russatus (golden spiny mouse) is the source of this 3434-nucleotide messenger RNA. RefSeq names its product advillin (gene Avil). NCBI's taxonomy places the organism in Eukaryota, Metazoa, Chordata, Mammalia, Rodentia, Muridae. The transcript has 19 exons. Gene Ontology annotation, molecular function: phosphatidylinositol-4,5-bisphosphate binding; actin filament binding. Gene Ontology annotation, cellular component: actin cytoskeleton; cytoplasm. Gene Ontology annotation, biological process: actin filament severing; actin polymerization or depolymerization; cytoskeleton organization. The coding region runs from base 148 to 2607 and encodes 819 amino acids. The record is from RefSeq and is a predicted model, not a curated record.